AUGCACUUCUCAUACAUCUCUCUGGCGUUCUUCGCCAUCGGCGCCAUCGCCGCCCCUGCCGCUCCCUCUGGUCCCGCCGCUUCCAAGCCCAGCAAGGACUUCGGAGACGUUGCUGGCGGCUUCCCUUUCAAUCCAACAGGCUCUUCCAGCAUUGAAGACAACAAUGAUGGAUUCGACGACUUCCCUUCCGCCCUCGACGCAAUGCACCAGGCCUUGGCUGAGAAGCAGAAGUCCGCUGAGGCCGCUGCGCACGCAUCCACCACCCACCCCGUGCUAGCCAAACCCACUUCCGUCCAUGGAGCCGCAAACUUCCCGGAUCCUGCCAUCUCCCAGGCCUCGAAUCUCCCUCACCCCUCCCCUACCAGCUCGCGGAAGGCUGCCCCUACCGCCUUCCCCACUCCUUCCCACGGCGCUAUUCCCACUCCAGCUAAGGGCAGCUCUGCUUCUCCUAGCGCAAUUCCAACUCCCACCAAGGGCAGCUCUGCUUCUCCUAGUGAAAUUCCAACUCCUGCCGCAUCCGCUGCUCCUGGCCCCCUUGGUGGCCUUGUUGAGAACCUCCCGGUUUUCGGAGGUCUUGUUGGCGGUCCCCUGGCUGGCCUCGGUCUCCGUCGUUAA
Penicillium crustosum is the source of this 615-nucleotide messenger RNA. RefSeq lists its product as uncharacterized. Bases 1 to 615 code for a protein of 204 amino acids. The record is from RefSeq and is a predicted model, not a curated record. The transcript has a single exon. NCBI's taxonomy places the organism in Eukaryota, Fungi, Ascomycota, Eurotiomycetes, Eurotiales, Aspergillaceae.